AUGGCAGCCUCUAUCAAGCCAUCGGUCAUCAUGACCCAACUUAGUUCUUUCAUCACCAACAACGCAUCUGAUGCUGACGCUCUUUUUGAAAAACAACAAACUGUCCUGACUACGGUCGGAACAUACAAGUGGUUCAUUGGUACAGCCAUCUUUGCUCUGACCGUCGGUUGGCAGAUAUUUCACUACUUCUUCAUUCACGAUGCUCCUCCAAAAGGUCUGAAGCGUUUGCCAGGACCUUUGAGCACUCUUCCAUGGUUGGGUCGAGUUCACGAUAUUCCUCCAGAUGGUCCUUGGUUUGCGUGGAGAAAGAUUCUCGAAAAGCCAGAGUACAAUGGCAUCGCAGCGUCCACCAUCUGCGGUGAGAUGCAUGUUUGGAUUGGUAACUUUGAGCUCGCAAAGGACUUCCUCAUCAAGAAAGCAAAGAUUUAUUCUUCCCGGCCUGAAGUGCCUGCUGUUCCAGGAUCCGACUCUCAACACCAAUAUCUACCUCUUAUGAAACGGGACGAGCACUGGGUUCAGCAGCGCAAGUUCGCCCACACUGUACUGUCCGCAGCCUACAACAAGCAAUAUUACGGAUUUGUCUCGCAUGAAGUCAAGAAAUUCAUGUAUCAACUCCUUCUGGACCCAAAUGACCACUUCGCCCUGACCGAUCGAUACUGCGGUCGAAUCUCAGCACGUAUGGGCUACGGCUCUGCUGCAUCUGCUGCUGCGCAUUGCAAGAACGCAGGCGAAUUCAUUCCCCAGAUCUCUCCAUCAGGUCCGAUUACCAACCUACUUCCACUUCUCGGCAAGCUACCAGAGUUCAUGAACCCUUCAAUUCGCGCAGUACGACAGAGGCGAGAGAAGGAAGAAAAGCUAUGGAAGGGUCUUAUGGAUCAGGUCAGAAAGGAGAUGGAGCUUGGUACAGCCGCACCCGUCAGCUAUGCACGAACCUUCCUCGAGCGAAAAGCCAUCGAAGCCAAGCCAUGGGGCUUCGAUGAUCAUGAGGCUGCAUACGCUAUUGGCAUGUUGGUAACAGUCGCUAUCUUCACUAUUGGUGGUCCUCUCUAUGCCUUCUUACUCACUAUGGUUCUCCAUCCUGAGUGGCAGGAGAAGGUUCGACAAGAGGUUCUCAGUGUCGUUGGUACUGAUCGCGUUGUUGAGGUUACUGAUUCUCCACAACUCGUACUUUUGCGAGCUGUUAUCCGAGAGACCCUCCGAUGGCGUCCACCUGUCCCUCUUGGUGUCCCACGUCUUCUAGAGGAAGAUGACGAGUGGAACGGCUACUACAUUCCUAAAGGUGCCAUCAUUCAUGCCUGCGAUUUGGCGCUUGCUCGAGACGAGAAGGUCUACCCAGAUUGCGAGAACUUCCGACCAGAAAGAUGGAUCGAGAAGGAAUGGCCAACUUACAAGGAGCCACUCACUGAACACCCCAGACUGAUGGGCUCGCAUCAUUUCGGUAUGGGUCGCAGAAUGUGCCCCGGUAUCGAGCUUACUGAGGCUGAACUUUUGGUUGCCUGUGGCACUAUUGUUACCUGCUUCAAGCUGCAACCGAUCAAAGACGCUAACGGCAAGGAAGUGCCACCACCGAACUACGAUUUCACACCAAAUCUAAUUGGUGGACCUCUUCCUUUCCAGAUGGACGUUGUUGUCCAUCCUGGCAUGGCCGACAAGAUCAAGAAGUGGUACGCCGACAGUUCGGCAGUUGAAGAGGCUGGUGCUCAGAUUUUCAUUGACUAG
Lithohypha guttulata is the source of this 1719-nucleotide messenger RNA. RefSeq lists its product as uncharacterized. NCBI's taxonomy places the organism in Eukaryota, Fungi, Ascomycota, Eurotiomycetes, Chaetothyriales, Trichomeriaceae. The transcript has a single exon. The coding region runs from base 1 to 1719 and encodes 572 amino acids. Gene Ontology annotation, molecular function: oxidoreductase activity, acting on paired donors, with incorporation or reduction of molecular oxygen; iron ion binding; heme binding. The record is from RefSeq and is a predicted model, not a curated record.